GUCGGAACAACGGAGUUCUAUCGUCGGUCGGCGAAAAAUCCAAAAUUUCCACCAUAUUUGCUGUGAAAAUUACCCAGCGCUACAUUUUAUUUACGUUUGCCGUGCCAGUGAAAUAUAACAGUGGCUAAGGUGACGCCGUUCCCGAGUAUGUCUUAUUCCGCAAGGAAUAAGUUCGAAAUCGCUCGGUUUUCGGGCGAGGAUGACAACCAUAUAAACAAAAAGCUGCCAAAAGAGUUACUUCUAAGGAUACUGUCAUACUUGGAUGUAGUGUCACUAUGUAGAUGCGCACAGGUAUCAAAACUAUGGAACAUAUUAGCACUAGACGGCUCAAACUGGCAACGAAUAGAUUUAUUUGACUUUCAGACUGAUGUAGAGGGUCCAGUAAUAGAAAACAUAUCCCAGCGCUGUGGGGGCUUCCUGCGACAGCUGUCGCUGCGGGGCUGCGAGAGCAUAGCGGACGGCUCCAUUAAAACACUAGCACAGUCAUGUCCGAACAUAGAAGAAUUGAAUUUAAACAAAUGUAAAAAGGUAACAGACCAGUCCUGCCAGGCUUUGGGGAGGAAAUGCAGCAAACUACAGAAAAUAAACUUGGACUCUUGUCCUAGUAUAACAGACAUAUCGUUAAAAGCCCUCUCGGAUGGAUGUCCGCUUUUAACUCACGUGAACGUGUCAUGGUGUCAGUCCAUCACGGAGAAUGGCGUGGAGGCUCUGGCGCGAGGCUGUCCCAAACUCAAAAGUUUUAUAUGCAGGGGUUGUAAAAAUGUGAACGACAAGGCAGUAUCCUGUCUCGCCACGUACUGCCCUGAUUUAGAAGUACUGAAUGUGCAAGGUUGUGAAAACCUCACGGACGAGUCCAUCUCGAGGCUGGGGGACGCCGUGCGGCGGCUGUGCGUGUCGGGCUGCGCGCUGCUGAGCGACGCGGCGCUGGCGGCGCUGGCCGGCGCCUGCCCCGACCUGGUGACGCUGGAGCUGGCGCAGUGCGCGCGCCUCACGGACGCCGGCUUCCAGGCCUUGGCCAGGAGCUGCCGAAUGCUGGAGCGUAUGGAUCUAGAAGAGUGCGUGUUAAUAACUGACGCCACCCUAGUGCACCUCGCGAUGGGCUGUCCUAGACUAGAAAAAUUGACGCUAUCCCACUGCGAACUCAUCACGGACUUCGGCAUCAAGCAGUUGUCAAUGUCACCGUGUGCGGCUGAGCACCUCACCGUACUUGGGCUGGACAACUGCCCGCUGGUGACGGACGGCGCGCUCGAGCACCUCAUCUCGUGCCACAACCUGCAGCUCAUCGAGCUGUACGACUGCCAGAUGGUCACCCGGAACGCGAUACGCAAGCUGAGGAACCACCUCCCGAACAUAAAAGUGCACGCCUACUUCGCGCCCGUGACGCCGCCCGUCACUGGCGGCGGCGCCAGGCCGAGGUACUGCCGAUGUUGCAACAUUAUAUGAGGCGUGUAGACCCUGUAUAUGUAUAUAUACACUAGACAUAAUACAUAGGUACAUUGUAUGUUCUGUGUACAUGUUACUGUGCAUGUCCGAUAUUAAAGUCCGCCCGUUGAAAGUAUGUUUUCCUGACAUCUCUCUUGGUCUCAUAACUUUGUAACAAAUAUUUGACCGAACUUCGUAAGACCGCAGUAUGGUUUUAAAAAAAUAUAUUAUUCUCUUAUUAUUAUUAACACUAUCCACCCGCACUAUUUAUUUGACACGAGUGACUUAGUCCGCGUUUAUCUCGACUUUUUAAAAAUCCUCGUAAGUUAUCCCGAGAUAAAGAGUAUCUCCGUCUGUGUCCGAGAUGCCCAAUGCAAAUAUCUGCAAGAUCCUGUGAAGAACGUCACCUUGUACCUUUUUUGGGAUACUUAGUAUCCCGCUUUCAUCACCAUGCUAUUUCAUGAAGGUCGGUGCAUUGAAUGAACCGAACAAAGUUAAGAGUAAAAAUAAACAAACAGUACUUUUUUCGCAUUUAUAAAUUAAAUGUUACCUCGUCCAUUUGAUUAAAACAUGUCAGGAAAGCGGGCAAACUAUAGUAGACGUUAUAUCGGACAUUCUCACAACUUUUACACUCGACAUGAUACGUUUAGGGCGCAGAAAAACGAGACAUGCAGUUAUUUCAAGAAUUUCCUUGUAAUUGGAUAAACCGUUGCCUAACGUGCUCUCCGAGGCAAGAGGGGUAAAAAGGACAAAAUUUAACCUCCCUUACACCAACCGGCUUCAUACCGAAUUGGAUCUUCGCAAUAGAUAUAUUCGUAUAGUCAUAACGAUACAAUAAAAGCUCAAAUUUAUUCACAUUACUAGAACCGUUUGUAAAAUAAUAAUCGCCAGUACAGAAUUAUCCACUCUAAACUGAGAGGCAUUAAGGUCAUUUUACAUUAACGUUUUAGUGUUCCGAGGCUCUAAAACAACGUAACGAUUGCAAACUUGAAAAUCUCAAACUGCGAAAGAUCUAGUGAUAUAACGAAAUGCCUAAACUAUCUUACUUUUGAGUGAAAUCGCGAGAUGGUGACAACAAAUAUAAUACUCGGGGUAAAGCAAGACAAGUCGGGGUUUGGUGACAACCGAGAAUUUGAGAAAUCAUUGGUAUAUGUAAAAAUACCGUUGAAAGUAAAGAUAAGAGUAUUGCAGAGCUCUGAUUUGUGAUAUUGCAACUGCGUUUUGUGCCGUCAAAUUUGACACCUUAAAGAAUAAAAAAAAUAGACGACACAAAGACGUGCUGUAAAAUUUUAUGAGUAGUGUAGUAAAGUUUAUUGUAAACUUCACGUCUUAAAUAUCCAGUAUUGUACACUACUUGUAUGACUCUAGACUUCAUAAUAUAUAUUUACAUAUUGGGAGUAGAGUAUUGUAUUGUAAAUGAAAUUUCUUAGAUAUAUAAUAUACUGCACUACUCCUAUUUAUCUAGACUUCAUAAUAUAUAUUUUUUUAACAUUAAGUUAAGUAAUACAAUGUCACAGUGAUUAUUAUUUUUCAUAAAAAAAUCCUGUAAAAUAGAUAAGUUAUAUAUCUGCAGCCCGACAUAAAAUAAGAAGGUCUUGUGAAUGAGCAAUUUUAAAGUUUUUUUUACGUGCACACAUCUGCACAAUGCCUGUUGCGUGUACACGCUGACACGAUAUAUUUGGCGUGUACACAGAGACAUGAUGUAUUUUGCGUGUACACAAACGUUGCACGUACUUUUCCUUGUUCUAUUAAACUAAUGCGUUUAGAAUAUACGCUUAAAUAUAACUAAUGUGUAUCAAACAGCCUUAAACUUAAAAAUCGAUUUUAUAUUAAAUCGAUUAUUUAAUCGACUCGUGUAAGGAUUAUUAUAUGUUAACGUAGUUUAAUAGACAUAAAUAUAUGUUAGAAAUGUGAUGAAAACUAAUUUUUAACUAACCUUAGCCCGAACCGAUGGACGUUGCUGGACAAAUGUCUUUUGUACUGUGUCACGACGUUCCAUUUUUUGGAAGGUUCGCCAACGCUGUCUUUCAGGUAGCCCAACAACUUGAGAGUCCAACGUCCAUCGGCUCAGGAAUUGACAAACUUAUGUGGUAAACUGUUUUAAUUUAUCAUUUUAGUAAUGGCAUUUUUAAAUAAUGAGUGAUGAAUUCGCGAUUAGGUUAAGAACUAACUUACGACUUGUUGUUUCAAAAUUGUCUGUCGAAUUUCUUCAUGCACACGACAAAGACACAUUAACGAUAACGUAUUGCUAUUUGUAAAGGAGGAUACAGAUUUAUAACAAGCCACGCGAGUCAAAACGUAGGCAGUCUGACACAGUAUGAGAUACAACCCAUAAACGCGACUGGUUGUAGAAAUUAUGUUAUAUCAUAAAAAGGUAACGUCUCAUCUGGUUACAUGGCGUGUUAUUAGUAUGUUUAUAUCUUAAAUGUUACUUAUGACAAUAU
This is a messenger RNA of Pararge aegeria (speckled wood butterfly), 3866 nucleotides long. RefSeq names its product F-box/LRR-repeat protein 20. The transcript has 13 exons. Gene Ontology annotation, cellular component: SCF ubiquitin ligase complex. NCBI's taxonomy places the organism in Eukaryota, Metazoa, Arthropoda, Insecta, Lepidoptera, Nymphalidae. Bases 148 to 1443 code for a protein of 431 amino acids. Gene Ontology annotation, biological process: SCF-dependent proteasomal ubiquitin-dependent protein catabolic process. Gene Ontology annotation, molecular function: protein binding. The record is from RefSeq and is a predicted model, not a curated record.